GGUUGAGCAGUCCGCUUCGAGAGGCCGAUGCGAUCGGUUGGGACGGCACCCUUCUCCAGAGUCGAAGUGAUCCCCAGACCUGUGUGUGUAUAUGAUAAAAGACUGGCAAAGUGCUCGCUGUGAAACCAAGUAAUUGGAUGCAAACUCCUCGAACGUAAAUAGCAAAAAUACUGCAAUGUCCGCAAAGACUUCUGUGUGGCUUGCAUUCCUCUGCGCCCUCGGCUGCCUGGUUCACGACGCCGACUUGAGGAGUAUUCAACAGAAGGCCUCUCAGUGCGGCUAUCAGAGCUGCCAUGCCACAAAACCGAAUAUGCUGAACGUUCACCUCGUGGCCCACACGCACGACGAUGUCGGAUGGCUGAAAACCGUCGACCAAUACUACUAUGGCAGCGAAACCAGGAUCCAGAAGGCUGGAGUGCAGUACAUCAUCGACUCGGUGGUGGAGGCCUUGCUGAGGGACCCCGAGAAGAGAUUCAUAUACGUCGAGUCCGCGUUCUUCUUCAAGUGGUGGAAGGAGCAGACCACCACAGUCCAGGAUGCUGUGAAGAUGUUGGUGGAGCAGGGCAGACUGGAGUUCAUUGGCGGCGCCUGGAGCAUGAACGACGAGGCCACGACGCAUUAUCAGAGUGUGAUCGAUCAGUUUUCUUGGGGACUGAGACUCUUGAACGACACCUUUGGCGAGUGUGGACGUCCGCGAGUGGGAUGGCAAAUCGAUCCCUUCGGCCACUCCAGGGAGAUGGCCUCCAUGUUCGCGCAAAUGGGCUUCGAUGGCAUGUUCUUCGGGCGGUUGGACUACCAAGAUAAGGACGAGCGUCUCAUGACCAAAAACGCCGAAAUGAUAUGGCAUGGAUCUGCCAAUCUGGGCGAGGAAGCGGAUCUGUUCAGUGGCGCUCUGUACAAUAACUACCAGGCACCAGAUGGUUUCUGUUUCGACGUUCUGUGCAGCGAUGCCCCCAUAAUUGAUGGCAAACACAGUCCCGACAACAAUGUGAAAGAGCGCGUGGACACCUUCUUGGAGUAUGUCACGAAAAUGGCCACCCAGUUCCGCACUCCCAACGUGAUCCUUACCAUGGGUGAGGACUUCCACUACCAAAACGCGGAUAUGUGGUACAAGAACCUGGAUAAAUUGAUUAAGUAUGCCAAUGAGCGCCAGGCGAAUGGCUCGAACAUAAACCUCCUCUACUCGACCCCAUCGUGCUAUCUGAAAUCGCUGCACGAUGCUGGCAUCACCUGGCCCACCAAGAGCGACGACUUCUUCCCCUACGCAUCCGAUCCCCAUGCCUACUGGACCGGGUACUUCACUUCGCGUCCCACUCUGAAGCGAUUCGAACGGGACGGCAAUCAUUUCCUGCAAGUCUGCAAGCAGCUGAGUGCUCUGGCCCCCAGCAAGCCCGGAGAAUUCGAGCCUCACCUGACCUUCAUGCGCGAGACCCUGGGAAUAAUGCAGCACCAUGAUGCCAUAACCGGAACGGAGAAGGAGAAGGUUGCCCUGGACUACGCCAAGCGAAUGAGUGUUGCCUUCAGAGCCUGCGGGGCCACCACUCGAAAUGUGCUGAAUCAGUUGACGGUGAAGUCGAAGGAGCACGUCAAGGACAACACGGCCAAAUAUGUGUUUGAGUUCAAAACCUGUCCCUUGCUCAACAUCACUUCCUGUCCCGUCUCCGAGGUGAACGACAGGUUCGCCCUGACCCUUUACAAUCCCCUGGCCCACACUGUCAAUGAGUACGUGAGGGUCCCCGUAGCAGAUCCCAGUUACAAGAUCAUCGACAACAAGGGUGUGACCUUGGAAACCCAAGCUGUUCCAAUCCCCCAAGCAGUAAUCGACAUCAAGCACAGGAAUUCCACUGCCAAAUAUGAGCUCGUUUUCCUGGCCACCAACAUUCCUCCUCUGGGAUACCGAACAUACUACGUUGAGAAAGUGGAAAGCACUGAAAGCAGCUUCAAGCCAAAGGCUUUGCCGAAGAGCACCUCUAGUGUUUUCCAAAUUGGGAACAGUCACAUUAAACUCGGGUUCGACACCAAUGGAUUCCUCUAUGACGUAACCGCUGACGGUCUCACCAGGCUGGUCAGUCAGGAAUUUUUGUUCUACGAAGGUGCUGUGGGAAACAAUGCCGAGUUCCUCAAUCGAUCAUCCGGGGCCUACAUCUUCCGGCCCAACGAAAACAAGAUUCACUUUGCCACCGACCAGGUGGAGAUUGAGGUCUACAAGGGCGAUUUGGUGCAGGAGGUCCAUCAGAAGUUCAACGAUUGGAUUAGCCAGGUAGUGCGGGUCUAUAGCAGGGAUUCCUUUGCGGAGUUUGAGUGGUUGGUGGGACCGAUUCCCAUCGACGACGGCAUCGGCAAGGAGGUCAUUACUCGCUUCAACUCCGACAUUGAGUCCGAGGGCAUUUUCCGCACCGAUUCAAAUGGUCGCGAAAUGAUCAAGAGGAAGCUCAACCACCGUGACACGUGGAGCGUGAAGAUCAACGAAGAAGUGGCGGGCAAUUACUACCCCAUCACGACCAAGAUAGAUCUGGAGGACGACACGGCUCGCAUGGCAAUCCUGACGGACAGAGCCCAGGGAGGCAGCUCCCUGAAGGAUGGCUCCUUGGAGUUGAUGGUUCACCGUCGCCUCUUGAAGGACGACGCCUUCGGAGUGGGCGAGGCUCUGAACGAGACUGAGUUCGGAUAUGGACUGAUCGCUCGGGGAAAGCAUCACCUUUUCUUCGGAAAGUCCACUGAUCGCGAGAGUGUUUCCCUCAAGGGACUUGAGAGGCUGACCCAACUAGAGAAGCUGCUGCCCACAUGGAAGUUCUUCAGCAACAUGGAGGCCUACAGUGCCGACGAGUGGCAGACUUCCUUUACCAAUUCGUUCACAGGCAUUUCCUUGGUUUUGCCCAAGCCCGUGCAUCUUCUGACCCUGGAACCCUGGCACGAGAACCAACUUCUGGUGCGGUUCGAGCACAUAAUGGAGAACGGAGAGGACGCCUCGUACGCCCAGCCCGUUCAGUUCAAUGUUAAGAACGUCCUAAGUGCCUUCGACAUCGAGGGCAUCCGCGAGACCACCUUGGAUGGCAACGCCUGGCUGGACGAGUCUCGGCGACUGCAAUUCGUUCCGGAUCCCCAGGAAGCCGCAUCCAACACAUAUGCAACGUUCUCGCAGCCGGCGGAGUCGGUUCACCUCCUGAGUGCCGAGAAACCUAUGCUGGGGGUCAAGUACGCAGAGGAGGGCCUGCCAGCCGGACAACUGGGGGCCCAGAGUAACCGCAUUAGGCGCGAAAUCGACUCAGAGCAGGCUAAUCAGGCCGAGGGACGAUCCUCUAAGGCGACUGAGGGGGCCUUUAACUCCUUCAAGGCAGACAGCGCCAAUCAAGAAUACAUCAUCGAACUGAGCCCCAUGGAGAUCCGCACAUUUAUUGUCUAUUUGGCCGCGGCCUAAGCUCUAAGAACAAAAAAACUUUUUAAUAAAAUUAUAUUUGUAAUGUAAA
This is a messenger RNA of Drosophila biarmipes, 3467 nucleotides long. It is a transcript of the gene LManII, whose product is annotated as lysosomal alpha-mannosidase. The transcript has 10 exons. Gene Ontology annotation, biological process: mannose metabolic process. Gene Ontology annotation, cellular component: lysosome. Gene Ontology annotation, molecular function: carbohydrate binding; alpha-mannosidase activity. The record is from RefSeq and is a predicted model, not a curated record. NCBI's taxonomy places the organism in Eukaryota, Metazoa, Arthropoda, Insecta, Diptera, Drosophilidae. Bases 176 to 3418 code for a protein of 1080 amino acids.